Molecule: messenger RNA, 756 nt
Organism: Cucurbita pepo subsp. pepo (vegetable marrow)
Lineage: Eukaryota; Viridiplantae; Streptophyta; Magnoliopsida; Cucurbitales; Cucurbitaceae
Source: RefSeq, a predicted model, not a curated record
AUGCGAAGUUUGCGAGACUUGUAUGAUUCAACAAAUGAGGUAUACCUUGUAUGUCUUCUGGCAGAUGCUGAAAAUGUCAGCUUUGAAGAGGCGGUGCGAGACAAGAAGUGGCAAACUGCCAUGGAUGAAGAGAUUAAAGCGAUUCAUUGUAACAAUACAUGGGAGUUAACAGAAUUACUGGUAGGAAGACAACUCAUUGGUGUGAAGUGGGUGUUCAAGAAAAAGAUGAAUGCUCAAGGCAAGAUAGAGGGGUACAAGGCGCGACUUCUUGCGAAGGGAUACAAGCAAAAGGUGGGAAUCGACUAUGACAAAGUGUUUUCUCCCGUUGCAAGAAUGGAGACAAUCCGAUUACUCGUUUCCCAAGCGGCUCAAUUCAANGAUCUGCUGGCAAUCAACAAAACAGAAGAUGCUGAAAAUGUCAGCUUUGAAGAGGCGGUGCGAGACAAGAAGUGGCAAACUGCCAUGGAUGAAGAGAUUAAAGCGAUUCAUUGUAACAAUACAUGGGAGUUAACAGAAUUACUGGUAGGAAGACAACUCAUUGGUGUGAAGUGGGUGUUCAAGAAAAAGAUGAAUGCUCAAGGCAAGAUAGAGGGGUACAAGGCGCGACUUCUUGCGAAGGGAUACAAGCAAAAGGUGGGAAUCGACUAUGACAAAGUGUUUUCUCCCGUUGCAAGAAUGGAGACAAUCCGAUUACUCGUUUCCCAAGCGGCUCAAUUCAAAUGGCCGAUUUUUCAAAUGGAUGUCAAGCAACAAUGA